This is a messenger RNA of Cladocopium goreaui, 972 nucleotides long. The record is from the annotation of a GenBank genome assembly. NCBI's taxonomy places the organism in Eukaryota, Dinophyceae, Suessiales, Symbiodiniaceae.
UUGAAAGAUCGCACCGACUGCGUCAUGGAGAUUUUGGGACCAAAUCCAACUGUUCCAGGCCUUUGGCGAUGCCACUUGCGGGAAAUCGCUAAGGCGCCAGCGUCUAGAACAAACCACUCCAUCAGCAACUGUCGCACGUGGUCAUUUGCAGCGCUCACCUUGCCAUUCUUUGCGAGGGCGGUUCUGCGACGUUCGACAGCACUACGAGCCACUGGCAUGGGCGAUGCAACCUUGAUGAAGAAAAACCGGAAAAAAGUCAAGGAGAUGGAGGUCGGUAUGCUUGAGGGUGCAUUGAAGACGCUCUUUAAGCGCAUGGACGAACCAGACAUCUUCAAGGUUCGAGAGAUCUUGAUGCGCCUUGCGAAGACCAACACCAAACCCAACCAGAAUCUUGCGGGAGAUUGGAUCAUCUUCUGGGCUUCUCGCGAGGGUUGCGUGGACAAACUUUUUGGCACUGGCAUGACUGACGAAGGCUGGUGGCUCCAACUGCAGGAGUACCUGCUGCGCCUGAGCACAAAGAAGCAAGGCCGCGAAGCUGAAGCAAUCGAAAUUGUGCGAAAAGUGGGACCAUUUCCCAAUCAGUCCAACAGUCUCAAAGGGACCUACGUUCCUUCUGGCACCAACAGGUUGAAGAUCAUUUUCACGGAAUUCAAAACUGACGAUGGCAAAGACAUGAAGCCUCGAGGAGAUCAGGAGGAAGUGGUCAUUGACGUAGAUGUGAUCUACUCCUCCAAGACAAUGAUUGCAUUGCAGUGGGAGGAUGCCAAUGGCGAGUGCGACUUCUAUGUUUUGACACGAGUCAACAGCAUCAUUGAAGAGAGAGACAAGUUCGUGGGCACAUCCAAGGCCCGGAACUUCUUCAACUGAUCGGUGCCAGCCCUGCACAGCCACAGCCACAGCCAUAUGAGGAAAAGUCACGUGUGUCGAGUUGUGUCGAGUAUCGAGUGGCUGUUUUCGAUGUUUCGUUUGUUC